Rhincodon typus (whale shark) is the source of this 678-nucleotide messenger RNA. It is a transcript of the gene tmem167a, whose product is annotated as transmembrane protein 167A. Lineage: Eukaryota; Metazoa; Chordata; Chondrichthyes; Orectolobiformes; Rhincodontidae. The record is from RefSeq and is a predicted model, not a curated record. Gene Ontology annotation, biological process: intracellular transport; protein secretion. The transcript has 4 exons. The coding region runs from base 113 to 331 and encodes 72 amino acids.
AUUGCCGGCGAGCGCGAGGUGGAAGAGAGCGUUGAAGCCGCAAUCCGUUCGAACGGGGAGUGCGUCACUUCCAGACCUGCCGGAAGUGUGAUGUGGCUAUGAAGUGUGCAGGAUGUCUGCAAUUUUCAACUUCCAGAGCCUACUGACGGUGAUACUACUCUUGAUAUGUACCUGUGCUUACAUCAGAGCCCUAGCUCCUAGUGUUCUGGACAAAAAUAAAACUGGACUACUGGGAAUAUUUUGGAAGUGUGCCAGAAUAGGUGAACGAAAAAGCCCCUAUGUUGCCAUAUGUUGUAUAGUAAUGGCAUUCAGUAUUCUGUUUAUGCAGUAGCAAUUGCCUUCAAACGGUCAGCACUAUGGAUGAUAGACAUUGGUUAAUAUGCACAACAAAUGAACUUUAUAAAUGUGACAGUGACACACGAAUGGCUGCAGCUUCUAAAAUCUGUUUUGCUUCUUCCAUCACCAGCUUUUCUUAGCAGUGGUAUCAGAUGCAACCUUGUUACUGGACCAAGAGCUGAGAUAUUUGGGAUAGAACUCCAUUAUGGCUGAUUUUUUUUUUUAUUGGACUGCAACAACCAUCCUACAUUGAGAACUAGUGUCACGAUGUGAAUUAUUUGAUCAGUUAUUGUGUAUGUAACUGACUAAAUAUUGUAUUGUCAAUAAAAAUCUUCAAUAAUA